This is a messenger RNA of Cetraspora pellucida, 351 nucleotides long. NCBI's taxonomy places the organism in Eukaryota, Fungi, Glomeromycota, Glomeromycetes, Diversisporales, Gigasporaceae. The record is from the annotation of a GenBank genome assembly.
AUGCGCGGGGGGAUCGCUAAAGCCUUGUACCAACGUGAUUUCGAAGAAAUUAAGUCAUUCUUUAAUUAUUCGAAAGAUCUAGUACGUUCAGAGGAAGCUCUUAGGACAAUUCUCCCGAAUGCCUCUGAGGAUGAUAUUAAAAAAUAUGAUGAACAACUUAAUAAGGUUGAUUAUCUUGAUCCCGUAAUUAUAAUUUCACCAAAUCAAAAUUGGAUACGUCAAAUUAUCAAAUGUGUGACUGAACUUUAUACUGUACGCAGAAACAUCCGCAGAUUAUAUCCCAAUGCGUUCUUCAACCCUGAUGCACAACCUCGACAAGAGCCAAUUGGCAAAGCUUGGUUACUUACUUAA